Messenger RNA from Venustampulla echinocandica, 417 nucleotides. RefSeq names its product Acyl carrier protein. The record is from RefSeq and is a predicted model, not a curated record. Gene Ontology annotation, biological process: fatty acid biosynthetic process. Gene Ontology annotation, molecular function: acyl binding; acyl carrier activity. The transcript has 6 exons. Gene Ontology annotation, cellular component: mitochondrion. Bases 1 to 417 code for a protein of 138 amino acids. Lineage: Eukaryota; Fungi; Ascomycota; Leotiomycetes; Helotiales; Pleuroascaceae.
AUGUUCCGAACAGCUCUUCUUAGAUCUAUGCGCAGUGCUGCGUGCCAAACCGUGCGGAGGUCGGCUCCAAUUGCGCGCCCUGUCGGUGCCGGCUCGUUUGUUACCAGGUCACAAUUCGUCCCAUCUCCCUUCCAAGCUGCAAGAUGUUAUUCCGCUGCUGCCGGUCUGCAAAAGGACGAAGUCGAGGGGAGGAUAAUUGACCUAUUGAAGAACUUUGAUAAGGUUGCCGAUCCUUCCAAGCUCUCGCCCGCGUCUAACUUUGCGAACGACCUUGGACUGGACAGCUUGGAUACUGUCGAAGUUGUGAUGGCAAUCGAGGAGGAGUUUAGCAUCGAGAUCCCAGAUAAAGAGGCAGAUGCUAUCCACAGCGUCGACAAGGCGGUUGAGUACAUUCUUGCACAGCCAGAUGCUCACUGA